Molecule: messenger RNA, 1667 nt
Organism: Phytophthora nicotianae INRA-310
Lineage: Eukaryota; Oomycota; Peronosporomycetes; Peronosporales; Peronosporaceae
Exons: 1
Coding region: 45-1583 (512 amino acids)
Biological process (GO): protein O-linked glycosylation
Cellular component (GO): Golgi apparatus
Molecular function (GO): alpha-1,3-mannosyltransferase activity
Source: RefSeq, a predicted model, not a curated record
CAGUCUCAUAUUAUAGUGGCGAGGUCAUUCCGAACAUUUUUGCCAUGUCCAGCGCAGCCGAACCUAUCGACGACGAUCUCUAUCUGGAAGGGGACAUGGAAGCCUCACAGCCUCUCAACGGCAGUAGAGUCGUUGCGACGCCGCCGCGCAGCCACCGCAAGCUGCUGAUCAUGUUACCGCUGCUCGUAGUCGCCGGUAUGACGGCUGUCGCUCUUGCGACGGGAUAUCUCAGCAAUAACAACAGCAAUACCUUCGACUUAUCCACGUCCAGCUCGCUCAAGACUUCUCUUAAUAGCGAUGGCAGCGGUGGUGUACCCGAGGACGGCGACAUCGUGAUCCCCCACCCGGACUCGCCCUACUAUCAGCGCGGCGAGCGGUUCGACCGCAGCGUCAUGCGCGACCGUGCUAUCAUGAUCUGCAUGCACAAUGGCGUAUUGGCAAUGGGUUUAUCACUCAUUCGAGAGUUGAGGUGUCUGGGUAACGAGGAACUGAUCCAAGUGUAUCACUGCGGGCAGGACGAACUGUCGGUAAAGUCGAGAAACAUUCUGUUCGCAUCCGACAACCGCAUUGAACUGGUCGACGUGUGCUCGGAUUUGGCGGACAAAAAGAUCCUUACUCAAGAAACAGCUAAGAAAUUCAAGAAUUGGUGGGUUAAACCGUUGGCAAUGUACCACACAGACGUGCGGCAUGUGAUGCUGAUGGACGUGGACGACAUUUUCGUUAAGAACCCCAUUGUUCUGCGGGAUGCGGACGGAUAUAAACAAACGGGAACGUUGUUCUUAUACGACCGCGUAUUUGCCGAUUGCAAGGAAUUUGUCAACGAUAUUGACAAUAAGGAGAAAUAUCUGCCCAGACUGUUCCGAACUUUUAACUACGACAAGUUUAACAUCACGGAAGGCGAGGAUCCGUCCGAACAAGUGCUGGAUUCAUUCGCUUACAGAGGCAAAACGUGUCAUGAAAUGGAUUCUUCCUUAGUCCUAAUCGACAAGAAACGCGUGGGCCAAACCGUGUUCGACGUCAUGUUCUGGUUCAUCACCCAGGAGCGUUUCCGCUUCAGAUAUUCCCAUGGAGAUAAGGAGACAUUCUGGCUCUCGUUCGAGUUGGCGCAUGUACCGUAUUCCUUCUCUCCGUGGGGUGUGAGUGUUGUUUCGUCGACGCCCAAUAAGGACAUGGCGAAGCACCCAGACUCACUCUGUGGCAGUAUCUUGCAGUAUAUGCCUGUUGCAUCAAAAGAUGCCGAGAUGCUGUACGUGAACGGCAAGGCGUUGCUAGACCCGUACCCGCAGGGUAUCGACUACGUGCCCAAGGCGCAGUGGAACAACAUGUUCAACACGUUCCCGACCCACAUGACGCCACGCCAACCACGCACGGAGCUGAACAAAACUGGUCAUGGAAAAAUGUACACCGAAUGCCUCAUCGGUCUCGGAGCUACGCCGUUGCCCACCACAUUCGCUGGAAUGCUAUUACGCCGCCGUCUCCACUAUUUAGGUAUCAAGACUGGCGUACUCGGCUCACUAGAACACUGCGAGACGUUCCAGGUGCGUCGACUGUUAGAGCAGUCCGAUGUCAACCACCUAGUCUAAGUAAUAGUCCAUAUCAAGUAUCAAUAGAGUCUAACGUCGAUGCAAACGCUGCUGACGUACUUGAAGCACCCCCUGGCUCUGACC